CGGUGCAUGUGGCUGUGACGUCACUGCACGCGCCACAUCUUGUUGCCGGGCAGCGAUGGCGGCUACUCUGGAGUCCGCGGAGGACCCACUGCGGAACUUUGUUCGAGUUUUGGAAAAGCGAGAUGGCACGGUGUUACGACUGCAGCAGUAUGGCUCCGGCGGCGUGGGCUGCGUUGUUUGGGACGCUGCCAUUGUCCUUUCUAAGUACCUAGAAACGCCGGGGUUUUCCGGGGAUGGGGCCCACUCUCUGAGCCGGCGGUCCGUGCUGGAGCUGGGCUCCGGCACUGGGGCCGUAGGGCUCAUGGCUGCUACCCUCGGGGCUGAUGUUGUGGUCACAGAUCUUGAGGAAUUGCAGGACUUGCUGAAGAUGAAUAUUAAUAUGAACAAGCAUCUUGUCACUGGUUCUGUUCAAGCCAAGGUACUGAAAUGGGGGGAAGAAAUAGAAGACUUUCCUUCUCCACCAGACUAUAUCCUGAUGGCCGACUGCAUAUACUAUGAAGAGUCUUUGGAGCCGUUGUUGAAAACUCUAAAAGAUCUUAGUGGAUUUGAGACUUGUAUUAUAUGUUGUUAUGAACAACGAACAAUGGGAAAAAAUCCAGAAAUCGAGAAAAAAUAUUUUGAGCUCCUCCAACUAGACUUUGACUUUGAAAAAAUUCCUUUGGAGAAACAUGAUGAAGAAUAUCGAAGCGAGGAUAUUCAUAUUUUAUACAUCAGAAAGAAAAAAUCGAAAUCUCUGUCGUGAAAUCUUUAGUCACCUUACCCAAGCCUCUAACAACCUGGAGCAUGGGAAUGAAAUUGGAGAGGUGAGGACUAUCAGGCAGAGAGGUGUUAAAGAUGGGUCCUGCCAGCUCCUGCAGAGGACUUGAGCAGCAACAUGGAGAAGUUCAAAGGCAGGUGCGGAAGAUGAGUGAGGUGUGAUGCCAAGGACUGGGGAUCAACCAGAAUACAACCAACUCCAAUCCCCCGGCACUGCCAGGGCUGGGGUCAAGUGAGAAGACAGCUCAGGAAUGAACCUCUGGACCUCUAGUUGAGUGGGGGCUUGCCACUGUGCACCAUGAAACCCACAGGCCAGUUAUCAGAAUGCAGUUAUAGCCCAUUAAGGUGGCCCCGUUGUAAGGCAGUGUUUCUCAAACUAGGCUGCACAUGGGAUCACCUGGAAAAUGAAAAGCAAACGAAAGCCAUGUUUGGGUCCCAAUUAAAUUUAAAGGCAUGGGAUUUUUAUUAAAGGGCUCCAGGUGGUUUGAGUUUAGCCUAAAUUGAGAACUGCUGUGUUAAGGAACCCUAGCAUCUAUUUCCCAAGGGGAAGGGAGCAAAGGGAGAAGAAAUACAAAAAUAAACCAUCCAUGAUUAGAGUGGGCCUAUACUGCAUAGGGAGGGAAGGAGCUUUGAAUGUGAUGUGGAAUCAUCUACAAAAUAGGUUUUAAAAUAAAUAGGACAGAGAUUUAGAAAUUGACUGUUGACCUGAAAAUUUGGAGAACCUGGUCAAGAAGGCAAAGAUGAUGCUACUCAAGAAGAAAGGGGAGUCUAAUAGCUGGAAAAAUGAAAUUGUUAUAGGCUAGUCUCCAAGGACUUGAGUCUCCCCUGUAUACCAGUUAUAACUAAAGGUCUUUGA
Lontra canadensis (Northern American river otter) is the source of this 1612-nucleotide messenger RNA. It is a transcript of the gene VCPKMT, whose product is annotated as valosin containing protein lysine methyltransferase. Gene Ontology annotation, cellular component: cytosol; cytoplasm. The coding region runs from base 56 to 742 and encodes 228 amino acids. Lineage: Eukaryota; Metazoa; Chordata; Mammalia; Carnivora; Mustelidae. The transcript is spliced from 7 exons. Gene Ontology annotation, biological process: peptidyl-lysine methylation. The record is from RefSeq and is a predicted model, not a curated record. Gene Ontology annotation, molecular function: protein-lysine N-methyltransferase activity.